Messenger RNA from Cyprinodon tularosa, 1071 nucleotides. It is a transcript of the gene cfap90, whose product is annotated as chromosome unknown C5orf49 homolog. The record is from RefSeq and is a predicted model, not a curated record. Lineage: Eukaryota; Metazoa; Chordata; Actinopteri; Cyprinodontiformes; Cyprinodontidae. The coding region runs from base 115 to 528 and encodes 137 amino acids. The transcript is spliced from 3 exons.
ACAGACGCUAGCUUCCCCAGCUAAAUUCUCCCUCUUUCUCUCUCUUAUAACCUAUUUACAUUAGCGAGGCAGCUACUGAGGGUUAAUGUGUUGGGGUGGUUCGGUUCGGUUCGGAUGGAUUUAUUCUCAGAUGUCCAAACCAAACCGUUGGCUAACCUCUCAGCGUUUAGCUACAUCCCACCGCGACGGAAUGAGCCCAAAGAAAUGUCCUACUUCAACACCAGGUCAAAGGUUCCCGUCGUGUCCACAUACGACCGAGUCUUCCACCAAGUCGAGGAUUUUGAUAUGAAGCUGCGACGCGAUGACAGACAACACGAGAAAGGAAGGGGACUCAAUAUAAACCAGGAGGAGAGCUCCAGACCUGUGCCUGUGCUGUCAUCUUCCGAAUAUGGCCGCCGGAUCAAUCCGUACCUAAACCAAAAUCCACCACAGUUUGCACGCGUGGCUUCCAUGAAACAUGACUUUCACACGAAGAAUGGGAUCGUCUGGAGUGUGGAAGAAGGACACGGGUCAGUGGCUCCAAUCUGAAAGCCCUGUGUUUCCCAGCAUGACGUAAUAAAUCUGUUCGUCACAGAGCUGUUUGUAUGAUGGGACAGAAUUACCACAUAUACCAUACAUUUUUUAUUUUUUUUUUUAACAUAGGGGGAAAAUCAUCAACCAGUUAAGGUCCGGAGAAAUUUUUUAUUAAAAUAUGUUACUUUAAACAGCAUUUAACAAUGCAAUAAAAUGAGGUGUUUAUGCAUCCAUGUUAUACAUUGAAUUUUUAAAUAAAAAAUAUAAGAAAUUUAAAGUUUCUCCAUUUUAAAAUCUAAAUAUUUUUUGAAGUAUAGAGCAACAAUCUUUUAGUUAAGUAUAUAGACAACUUUCUGAUUUCCUUUUUUUUUUUUUUUUUAUAAAAAACCUGGCCUGACCUUUUGUUUUUCUUUCUUUUUUUAUGACUUGACAAGAGCAGUGGGCUUGAUUCUGCCCUGCAAGGCUUUUAAAACUGGGUUUAAAUGGAGAAAAAGCCAUUCUCAAGCACAUAUCAAGGAGCUCAUUUUGAGCCUGGAUCCAUGUUUAUUUUUGAUUCUG